Molecule: messenger RNA, 997 nt
Organism: Naegleria gruberi
Lineage: Eukaryota; Heterolobosea; Eutetramitea; Acrasida; Naegleriidae
Product: NAD dependent epimerase/dehydratase family protein
Exons: 2
Coding region: 8-997 (329 amino acids)
Biological process (GO): D-xylose metabolic process
Cellular component (GO): cytoplasm
Molecular function (GO): NAD+ binding; UDP-glucuronate decarboxylase activity
Source: RefSeq, a predicted model, not a curated record
AACAAAAAUGAAGAUUGUAGUGACUGGUGGUGCUGGCUUCCUUGGAAGUCAUAUGGUUGAUUACCUUUUGAAAAAGAGUGAUAACAAGGAUGAAAUCUAUGUUAUUGAUAAUUUGCAAACAGGAAGUUUGGUUAAUUUGAAACACUUGUCUGAAAAUCCUAAUGUACAUUUCAUUCAAGCUGAUGUGAUUAAUGCUCUCUCCGAUGAAAGAAUUACAUCAUUGGAAGGUAUUGGACAAAUCUAUCACAUGGCUUGUGCUGCUUCACCACCACAUUAUCAAAAAGAUCCAAUUCAUACAACAAUGACUUGUGUUCAAGGAACAUAUAAUUUCCUCACUCUUGCUACAAAGUGGAAUGCUAGAUUGUUGAUCACUUCUACUAGUGAAGUUUAUGGUGAUCCAGCUAUUAAUCCACAAGUUGAAACUUAUUGGGGAAAUGUCAACUGUACUGGUACUAGAUCUUGUUAUGAUGAAGGAAAGAGAGCUGCUGAAACUCUCUGCUUUGAUUUUAAUAGAACCAAGAAUACUCAAGUCCGUGUUGCUAGAAUUUUCAACACUUAUGGACCUAGAAUGAAUUUGACUGACGGACGUAUUAUUAGUAAUUUUGUUUAUCAAGCUCUUAAGGGAAUUAACAUCACUGUCUACGGAACUGGUAAACAAACCAGAUCAUUCUGUUAUGUUAGUGAUCAAAUUGAAGGAUUGCACACUUUGAUGAAUCAAGAUGUUACUAUUGGACCUGUCAAUAUUGGUAAUCCAGAAGAAUAUACUGUUUUGGAAAUGGCUGAAAAGAUUAGAGAAAUGAUUGGAGCAACCGAGUCAAAUCAAUUAGUUUUCCACGAACUUCCACAAGAUGAUCCAAAAGUCAGAAGACCAGACAUUACCAAGGCAAAGACUUUACUUGGUUGGUCACCAAAGGUUGCCUUGCAUGAAGGUAUUUCUCUUACCAUUGCUGAUUUCUCUAGAAGAAUUAAGGAAGAAGCUGAUUUACUCAACUUGUAA